GUCUAUAGGCCGAGGUGAGGGCGGCCGUGAAGGUGACGGGGGGCGGCCGUCGGGAGCAUGGCGGCGGCGGUGGCUGUGAUGCUGGGCUGGCGGCGCCCGGCCGCGGAGCUGCUGCUGGCUUUGAAGUACACAAGCCGUGGCUAUGCAUCACAGCGUACUUUAAAUGAGGUGGUGAUAGCAAGUGCUGUAAGGACACCGAUGGGAUCUUUCCAAGGAUCUCUUUCGUCACUGCCAGCCACUAAACUUGGUUCCGUUGCAAUUAAGGGAGCAAUUGACAGAGCAGGUAUCCCUGCAGCAGAAGUGAAAGAAGUAUAUAUGGGUAAUGUCUUGCAGGCUGGACAAGGACAAGCUCCAGCAAGACAAGCAGUCUUGGGUGCAGGUCUACCAAUCUGCACUCCUACCACAACUGUCAAUAAAGUCUGUGCUUCAGGAAUGAAAUCGAUCAUGAUGGCAGCACAAAGCCUGAUGUGUGGGAGUCAGGAUGUAAUGGUUGCUGGUGGAAUGGAGAGCAUGUCUAAUGUUCCGUAUACAAUGAGCAGAGGAUCAACGCCUUAUGGAGGAGUAAAGCUGGAAGACCUGAUAGUAAAAGAUGGGCUGACAGAUGCUUAUAACCAUAUCCAUAUGGGCAACUGUGCUGAGAAUACUGCGAAGAAGUUCACUAUUUCACGAGAGGAACAAGACACUUAUGCCAUAGGCUCUUACACCAAGAGCAAAACAGCCUGGGAUUCAGGAAUAUUAAAAAAUGAAAUAGUUCCUGUUACUAUUUCAAAAAAAGGAAAGCCAGAUACAGAAGUGAAAGAAGAUGAAGAAUACAAACGUGUUGAUUUUAGUAAAGUUCCAAAGCUGAAAGCUGUUUUCCAAAAAGAAAAUGGAACAGUUACAGCUGCUAACGCCAGUACUCUGAAUGAUGGAGCAGCUGCUUUGGUGCUGAUGACUACAGAGGCGGCCAAGAGACUGAAAGUCAAGCCAUUGGCAAGGAUAGUGGCUUUUGCAGAUGCUGCUGUUGAUCCUAUUGACUUCCCAAUUGCACCUGCAUAUGCUGUUCCCAAGAUUCUAAGUGAGACAGGCCUGAAAAAAGAAGAUAUUGCAAUGUGGGAAAUCAAUGAAGCAUUCAGUGUUGUGGUGCUGGCCAAUAUUAAAAUGCUGGGUAUUGAUCCACAAAAAGUAAAUAUUAACGGAGGUGCCGUCUCUCUCGGACAUCCAAUAGGAAUGUCUGGAGCAAGAAUUGUUGUUCACAUGGCCCAUGCAUUAAAACAAGGACAAUAUGGUCUUGCAGGAAUUUGCAAUGGAGGAGGAGGUGCUUCUGCAAUAUUGAUAGAGAAGUUGUAGGCCCAAAUAGCAUCAGGAAGAGCACCUCAAAUGCUCUGAUCAAAAUCAUGAGUGGUACUGGUUACAUCUUAUUUACCAAUAAGUAAGUGGAUUAAUUCCUUAACUGCCAUUCUGAAAUUUCUUAAAAUAUCAUUGAUUAUUGAUACAGGCAACUGCGCUUUCAUUACUUUGACUCAGAGCAAGUUUUUACACAGUACAAAUAAAAAAUGUCAAAUUAUGAUAAUGUCUUCAGACAUGACAAUAAAGAAUGCUUGUUAACUGCG
This is a messenger RNA of Falco peregrinus (peregrine falcon), 1592 nucleotides long. RefSeq names its product acetyl-CoA acetyltransferase 1 (gene ACAT1). Gene Ontology annotation, biological process: fatty acid beta-oxidation. The coding region runs from base 58 to 1329 and encodes 423 amino acids. The record is from RefSeq and is a predicted model, not a curated record. The transcript has 12 exons. Lineage: Eukaryota; Metazoa; Chordata; Aves; Falconiformes; Falconidae. Gene Ontology annotation, molecular function: acetyl-CoA C-acetyltransferase activity.